GCGUGGCGGGGUGUUUGUUUAUCCAUAUACUGGCUUAGGCUAUAGCUAACCAAUCAGGAUAGCACCGAUCGUAAUGUACUGUAACGGUUUGGAUACAAAUGCAAGAACAAACAAUAGGCUACAUAAAUGAUGCAGUAGGCCUAUAAUACAUAUUGAAGAUGGGUCAGUGAUUUAAACACACUCAUUACCUCUGCAGUUUUGGAUAGGUUUAUUUUACGCUCAAGUUUACGCUCAUAAAAUAGGCAGUGCGUUUUCAGUCGGUGGAUGUGUCAGUAAGCGUCUUUGACGGGAGAAUUGGCGCAUCUCACAGAGCAGCCACCAGGACAAUCGGGUUAUGAACGAUUCGGCGUUUUCGUGCAAAAUAUCCUAUGUUUUCCCGUGGAGUGAUGCAAUCACCGUCGGUUGCAUGCAGGACAGCGAUGGGGCAUUGGUAGAUCAUACAGUUGUAUUAUUAUAAACGGGGACGCUCCUCCCGAAGCCAUAUUUGUUUUGUAUGCCAAACUGAGGCAGGGGGUGGAGAGUCGCUACAGAAACAUUUGGCUUUACAUUUAGUCGUGGGUUUGCGUUCCUUCUCGUGCAAAAUUUCCGAAUUGAGAGAAUUUUGCCAGAGAAAUGCAGCUUGCUUGAGGACACCCCCGAUAUCGGUUGGCUGCUGCUGCCAUGAUUGGCAGAAGUCUCCUCUCGAUCACGGCUUCGCGGGUUGGAGAAGAAACAGAUUGAUUUGGACCUGGUCUCAGCUGCGGAACUGCCGAUGUCGGAUGUUAUUAUCAGUGGAGCCUGAUCCUAUAAAUAUUAGAAGCGCAAACAAAGAGUAAUUCUGGAAAAACUCAGGGAAAAUGUCUUCUCGUUCUGCGUUACCGUCUGGGAACGACAGGGGCACGGACCAUCAUGUGUCCCUGGCUGCCAGCCGCUCAGACAAGGGAACCAGCCUGUCCAGCCGCUCGCUGGGUGCCCGCUGCAGGAACUCCAUGGCCUCCUGCUCUGACGAGACUCCGCACAUCGGCAACUACCGCCUGCUCAAGACCAUCGGCAAGGGCAACUUUGCCAAGGUCAAACUGGCGCGCCACAUCCUGACGGGCAAGGAGGUUGCAAUAAAAAUCAUUGACAAAACUCAGUUGAAUCCAACCAGCCUACAAAAGCUUUUUCGAGAAGUUCGGAUAAUGAAAGGUUUAAAUCACCCAAACAUAGUGCAGCUGUUCGAGGUGAUUGAGACUGAUAAGACCCUUUACCUAAUCAUGGAGUAUGCCAGUGGAGGUGAAGUGUUUGACUACCUCGUAUCUCAUGGUAGAAUGAAGGAGAUUGAAGCCAGAGCCAAAUUUCGACAGAUUGUGUCUGCUGUCCACUACUGCCACAUGAAGAAAAUUGUCCACCGAGACUUGAAGGCCGAGAACCUCCUGCUGGACGCCAACGCCAACAUCAAGAUCGCCGACUUCGGCUUCAGUAAUGAGUUCACGCUGGGCAACAAGCUGGACACGUUCUGUGGCUCCCCGCCCUAUGCUGCCCCGGAACUGUUCCAGGGGAAGAAGUACGACGGGCCUGAGGUGGACGUCUGGAGCCUGGGGGUCAUACUGUACACGCUGGUGUCAGGGUCGCUGCCGUUCGAUGGGCAGAACCUCAAGGAGCUGCGUGAGCGCGUCCUUAGAGGGAAGUAUCGUGUGCCCUUCUACAUGUCCACCGACUGCGAGGGGAUCCUACGCCGGUUCCUGGUGCUCAAUCCCACCAAGCGCUGCACCUUAGAUCAAGUCAUGAAGGACAAGUGGAUAAACGCAGGGUAUGAUGAGGAUUCCUUGAAGCCCCAUAUAGAGCCUGUUGAGGACUACAGUGAUGCCGCUCGCAUAGAGGUGAUGGUGGGGAUGGGCUUUACUCCCGAGGAGAUCAAGGAUGCUCUGCUCAACCAGAAGUACAACGAGGUCACCGCUACCUACCUAUUGCUGGGCCUCAAGAAUGAGGAUGGUGGCGAGUCUCGUUCGGCCAGUACCCUGUCCCUUGCACGGGUCCGGCCCAGCCCCAUCACCAACGGGACCAACAAGCACUCCUUGGCCAUUGCAGGCUCCUCUUCCUCCUCUUCAUCCUCCUCGCACAGCAAGACCCAGCGUAGCGCUUCCACCUAUCACAGGCAGCGGCGGCACAGUGACUUCUGCGGGCCCUCCAUGCCGGUCAUGCACCCCAAGCGGAGCCCCACCAGCACAGGUGACCGGGAGCUGCGGGAGGGGCGCAUGCCCCCGCGUAAGGCCAGCUGCAGCGUGAUGGGCAGUCGCUCGCUGCCACCCUCCAGUCCCAUGGUCAGCAGUGCCAAUAACCCCAACAAGUCAGAGAUCCCCGACCGCCGAAAGGAGAUGACUGCCACCACGGUGAGGAACAGUGAGAACAACAUCCCGGGAAGUGCCAUGACCCGGCGGAACACAUACGUCUGCACGGACCGCUCCAGCACCGACAGACACUCCCUGCUGCAGAAUGGCAAGGAGAACAGCUCCCUGUCCCACCGCCUGCCCCCCACAUCCCCCUCCAGCCUGAGCAUCUCUGGGGCCGGGGCCUCCUCCUCAUCUAGCGAGCGCUGCCGUCUGACACGGGGCUCCACCAUUCGAAGCACCUUCCACGGGGGCCAGCUGAGAGACCGGGGCCCGCCCGUCUACUCGGCCCCGCCUACCUCCCCCACUCUGUCCCACCAUGAUGCAAGUCCCCUGCCGCACGCCCGCAGCCGUGCCACCUCCAACCUCUUCACCAAGCUCACCUCCAAACUCACACGCAGGGUCACAAAUGAACCUGAGGGAAUCUGCCGAUCUGCGGUCACAAGGUCAGUAUAUGUCACAAGUCGCCAUUUACCUGGGCAUCAAAAAGCGUCCGAGCCCUGGGCAGUCGGACGUGGCUGGGAUCUGAGAGGACCUGGGGGGCGGCGGGACCCGGCGGAGGUGGUGCUGGCCCUGCGGGAGGCGGCACGGGGUUGUGGCUGCCAGGUCCACCAUGCCGGCCCCUUUCUGCUCUCCUGCACCCACGGGGCGGCCAGUGGUCAAGUGGCCUUUGAGGCCGAGGUGUGCCACCUCUCCACAGGGGGCAGCGCCGCCAACAAUGAGUCUUCCAACGGGGUGCGGUACACGCGACUCUGGGGGGCACCACUUGCUUUCCGGGACAUCGCCACGCAAAUCUCGAAGGACCUCGAACUCUGAAUAUAAUGGGGGUUGAGAAGGAUGGAAAGAGAAAUAGAUAAAGGGACUUGGGGCUGGAGAUAAAUACAUUUCCUCCUGUCUCUUACGUGGCUAAAGACCUACCCCUCUCCACACCAGUCUCAACCUCACCACCCAAACCCCCCACGCCACACAGACUCAAGCAUCCCCUCCCCCCAACUUCAUCCACUGGAUCCGAACCAGAGAGAAAUCCAGCUUCAUAUUUUGUAUUGUUAACUCUAGCCAUAAUGACUAUUACUUUUAUGAUUGGUAUCAUUGUGGUUUUUAACCAUCACCACCUCCGAACCGACACUAUCGUAAACAUUUCUUGUGUCUCGCCGUCUUUGAUUGUCUUUGAUUGUCUUCUGCGUGUCACUGUAUGUGUUUUUGGUCAUUCUUCUCCCAUUUGAACAUUAAUAUGGAUUAAGUGAUUAUCCAAGGACUUGUCGCCAGUGGACAACAUGCACAAAUAGGGAGACAGUUAACUCAAUGAUUUGACAAGUGGCCUGAAAAGUUGCUCUGUUUUUCAUUGUGUGCAUGGUAUGGGUGGGAUUGAAUUAUUGGCAAUGACAGAGGAGUUGACAGACACUUUGAACCAGCCAAUGGUAACAUUCACAUCCAUUUUCCACUUACAAUAUCAUCAACUGAAUAAAGUAGCAGAUGGGGAUGUUUUCUCGGACACACCAUGAAUCUUUCUCAGUAAGUCUUAUUGCACAUGACAAAUAUAAACUGGACGGAUAUAGGUUUCAGUUUUGUAGUAUUGUACAACCCACACCGUAAUAAGCUGUUUUAUUAAUGUAUAGGAUCAGGUAGUAUACACUUUGGUAUACAUCAUGCUCCAUCAGCGGCAAUAUGAAAACGUAAUCUAUGUAGAUCAGAACUGUGGUUCAUAGUGCUACUUUUUCACCUUCAUACCUCUUUAGCUACCUGUACAUUUGGUUUCCUGCACACACCCUUGCAAAGUAAUUCCAUUGGCACAUUCCUUUUCCUGAGAAACUAUUUUAACCCUCUGAUUGGCUGGGAUCAAUGUCUGUGUUGGAACUGGUCAUUACCAAUAAUCAUAUCAAGCUGUUUUUAAGCAUUUCAUCCCCUACUUCUCACGAUAUGAUCUAUCCCUUUUACAUUUCUUCAGCAAAGUUGAAUUCAAGUCAUGAAAGAGUUACAGUUCCUCUGCAUAAAAUAGCCUAACUCAAUGUAUUAUGGCUGAAAGGGUGGCUGGAAAGGAAAAAAAUGCAACCGCGGUUCACUGCAGAACAUUGUGCCCUUGAAUGUCACAUGGCUUUGCCAAAAUGAAAAGCUGUCAGACAUACUAGUGAACCAAAUUUGGAACAGACAAUGUUUGAAGUACAUGAUUAUUUAAGUAUUUAUAUUUUAAAUACUUUAUUUCUGUGUAUUUGAGUAAGUCAUAUAUGUAUAUAUGUAUAUGUAUAUAUGUGUAUAUAUAUGUAUAUUAAUGUAUGUAUAUAUAUGUGUGUAUAUAUAUAUAUAUGUCAUAUUGCUUUCAGUGCAAUGCGAUGCAAUGCAAUUUUGUUUGAUUUCUAUUCCGUGCCAUGCCGAUUUAUCUUCAGCCAUCUCACUACAUUGAAGGUGAACAUCAAAAUCAGUUUUUUUCUGAGGCAACUGGAACCACCCAAUCCCAUUCCCACUGUUACACACACACUGGUGCCUCUACUCUGACACCCUUCAGCAUUUUGACAUUGGUGAACUUCAGAUCAAACUGGUUUUGUCUACUGCUGAUGACUGUCCCACAUGACAAAAUGCUACAGUUUACUAUACAAUACUAUAGUACUUACUAUAAAAUUAUGUAGUUAACUGUAGUAUACUGUAGAAUACUAUACUCCACACUGUAGUAUCCCUCGAUCGUGUAGUGCUUACUAUAGAAUUUUGUAGAAUACUAAACUCCAUAUUGUAGUAUCCAUUGAUCAUGUGUAGUACUUACAUGUUGUAGUAUACUGUAGAAUACUAUAGUAAAUACUACAGUAAUUUCCGCAAAAAUACUACAUUUUCCGCAAAAACACUACAGUUUUUUAACUAUAGUAAAUCUACAAUAUUAAUUUGCAUAUACCUCACCCAUUCCCAUACCCUGUACCCCAAUUUGUGCCACCCAUGAAUGAGAAACCUACAUGCCAAGUAUAGACCAUAUAUUGUGUUCCCUACAGGUUAUAUAAAAGAGCAGAAGCUCUAAAGUAUCCGUUCAGACUCCAUUCCUACCUACCUACAGGUUAUGGAAAAUUUGCUAUUUUAGUGUUUGUCCUGUUGGUUUCCUACAGGGCGGCAAGUAGCCUAGCAGUUAGAGCAUUGGGCCAGUAAUCGAAAGGUUGCUGGUUCGAAUGCAUGAGCUGACAAGGUGAAAAAUCUGUCCAAUGUGCCCUUGAGCAAGGUAUUUAACCCUAAUUUGCUAAAGGGGCGCCAUACUACUAUGGCUAACCCUGUAAAACAACACAUUUCACUGCACCUAUCCGGUGUAUGUAACUAUAGUAAACUGUAAAUCAUGUCUGCAAAAAUACUGCAGUAUAUACUACAGUCAUGUCUGCAAAAACACUACGGUUGAAUACUAUUGGAAAGUCUGCAAAACACUACAGUGAAUAAUAUAGUAAUAGUACAGUAUUCUUACCAUAGUAUAUUAAUGUAUUUUUUCAUGUGGGGUCGGCUACUGUGGGUUGUAGGGGAAGUGCAUAGAUACGCAGAGGAGUCAUUUAUAGAGACAGAGAGAGACAGAGACAGAGAGAGACAUAAAGACAAUGUGACUGGUAUGCUGUGUUUUCCCUGUUGCUCCUCUUACAGUAUGCCUACAUACAGUAAAAGUUCAAUGUUGGAAAAUAAGAACCUCAAAAAGGCUUCCUCACCCUCCUCCUGAUUAGAAUAAAGGAUGUACUGUGAUGUUCAUGUAGGCUACAGAGACCAAGAUGUCUGCCUGGUUAUUUACUGUUAACGCUCUCGGUCUCAGUUGUGGAUUUUUGCUCAUGGUGAUUUAACCAGUCAGACCAAAGUGAUCAUGUAGGGUUUGAUCUUCAUCACAAGCGUUUUUGCUGUCUGUAUGUCAGUUUGUUUUUGCAAUCCUCCUCCUGUCGUUUAUUUUUUCAAAACCACUCACAACUGUCAUCUGCUUCACAGACACGUUGUUGAAUAAUCUCUUCUGAAUCUCCUUGUGCUGUUUUGUCUGCCCAAUGACAGGAUCCCCUAUAUAGGAGGACAAUACUAGUCCACUACAUUUCACCGCCCUUUACAGUACAGAACAGACAGACACACUUAUUGACCUGAAAAGGGUCAGUCCUAUGUCCUAUAACAUUGUGGUGUAUAUUAGCAUUAGGUAAUAUAGACCUCAAUGCACUUUGCUUUGACUUGAAUCAGCUCCUUCCAGUGGGCCCUAGGGCAAUGCCCAUAAUGAGCCACUGGAGGGAGCCAAUGUCUUAAAUGUGAACACUUCAAUUUGUGGAUAUUUGCACAGGUACUUUUUUUUUUUUUUAGAUGAAUAUCGUAAUAGAAAAAACUGGAUUUAUAUCAGCCAGUUAAUGGCUGUAUAUAAAAUAUAGGAAUAUAGUAUAUAUCUUAGCGGUCAAGGUUUAUUUAUAGCUAGAACAAGGGAAGUGCUUCUAGUUUAAAGCAGUUUCUGUCAAUGACAAUAGGGAACAAUACCAACCUGCACUCCUGCAUGACUUCAGAGUUUGGGUUUUGGGGGUAAAAAAUGUAAUGAUUCACACCUAUAGGUGGAUGCUUUAUGAAAUAAAGAUGCAGUCAGUGUUUCGACAUGAUUAUGGACACAGAGAAACUGUACUGGGUAUUGUACCAGCUCUUCCCCUCUAUCACAAGUACAGAUGGCAGAUUUGGGGUAAAUUCCAAUGAUUUGACUCCUUCUAUUACUUACAGGGAAAUUGGUUCACUUGAUAUUCCGAAAUGUAAUUCACAAAUCUCUGAAUUUCUCUACUGGAUAGCAAAAUGUAAAAUAACAGAAACAUUGUUUUAAAUUCCAAUGUGUUGUUACAAAUUCUGCAAUUUUACAAAUGUUUAAAUUGACGUUUGAAUUCAGACCAUCUCUGAUGGUCAGGCACAUCUGGGGUUGGGUUGGGUUACGUUCAAGCUAUAGAAACGUCCAUUUACGUUUUUACAGAACGGUUAAACAUAUCCACAGUGGUUGCUAAGGUGAAGGAAAAAAUUGUUUCCAGGUGGAAUACAAACUUAUGAAAUGCAUUUAGAAAAAGAUAGUACAAUGUGUGCUGGUAUGCCUAUGAGAGACUGUCAGUGGUAUAGAUGGUUGUUGGAAACAGUAUUAUGGCCCCAGGGGCUCAGUAUUUAAGUAAUGUGCAUUGUCAUGCUGGAACUGUUUAUUUGUUUUAACCGUUGAUGUAAUAUGCAAUAGAGGCCAAUGAGAUGAAUGAAGAGACAUGUUUUGACCUGGAUGCCUAAUUCUGUUCACCCAUUGACUCCUUCAGAAACAAACAAUGUGAGAUUGUGUUGCCCAAAGGCCCCGGUGCUUUUGGUCUACAGCGAAAGUGAGAAACAUGGAGCUGACGAGAAAUAAAAUUCACAAAUGUUAUCUUU
Molecule: messenger RNA, 7700 nt
Organism: Salvelinus fontinalis (brook trout)
Lineage: Eukaryota; Metazoa; Chordata; Actinopteri; Salmoniformes; Salmonidae
Gene: mark4a
Product: MAP/microtubule affinity-regulating kinase 4a
Exons: 17
Coding region: 837-3164 (775 amino acids)
Biological process (GO): microtubule cytoskeleton organization; intracellular signal transduction; protein phosphorylation
Cellular component (GO): cytoplasm
Molecular function (GO): protein serine/threonine kinase activity; ATP binding; tau-protein kinase activity
Source: RefSeq, a predicted model, not a curated record